This is a messenger RNA of Aureobasidium musti, 579 nucleotides long. NCBI's taxonomy places the organism in Eukaryota, Fungi, Ascomycota, Dothideomycetes, Dothideales, Saccotheciaceae. The record is from the annotation of a GenBank genome assembly.
AUGACAGAUCCAACCUUCCACAUCACAACCCCUCGCCUCACAAUCUCCUACCUCGAUCCUGAAAACCCAGCUCAUUGCUCUUUCCUCGUCUCUCUUUGGAACACACCCGAAUUCAUAUCCAUGCUCGGCGGCAAACCAACCUCCAUAACCACCCCUGCAGCCGCAAAGCACNUAAUCUCAACUCGCUUUGUCGCCGAACAUGCUCGUAAUGGCUAUGGCACAUACCUCAUCUCAUUACGUUCAGACAACACUCCCAUCGGCACUGUAUCUCUGAUGCGAGGAGAGAACUCCUCACUACUAGCUCCUGAUCUCGGGUUUGCUUUACUCUCUGGACAUAUGAGAAAAGGCUAUGCGGUAGAAGCCGCCAAAGCACUUCUUGACUACGUGGACAAGGAANAAGGUGUCAAAGCAGUAUUCGGGUUUUGCGAUGAGAAGAAUGAGGCUAGUAUGGGAGUUUUGAGGAAACUAGGAUUUAAGUGGGAGGGAGUGAGAAAGGUCAAAGAGUUCGGAGGUAAAGAAGCGGCAGUGUGGAGUAGCUGUAUGCAAGCAGUGGAGGAUUGGGGACUUGUGACAGCUUGA